GCAAGCCACCCACACCCAACCUUUUCUUCUUUCACCACCCACAAAAAAACUAGAUGGGGUGGCUUCAAUCCCUCUUCUCCCCAUUGAAGAAGCUCUGGUUCCGCCUCCACACCACUUCCAACAACAGAAGAGGGAUAUACAUUUUGUACGAUGAUGUGAAGUCGUGCUCGUACGAGGAUGUUCAUGUUCUGUGGUCGAUACUGGUUGAGGCCAAUUCCCCUCACAUUCUGCAGCCGCCGCCGCAGCCAUCAAAGCAAUGAGCAGGGGAAGUGAACAUCGAAAAACACUCUUCAUACCAGUACAGAUUGCAGAACUGAAUCAUGGUGAUGGCGGAAAUGGGACACACAUCCGAGCUAAACCCACUCUUUAUCUUUUUGUACAUAAUGAUUAUAUCGUGCAUUUAUAAUCGUGUUUUAUUACUAUAUACACAAACACCCCCCAUCUUUUUUGGUUCUUCCUCUGUUUUUUGGGCUUCCCCUGCCCUUGCUUGUGAGGUUAAGCUUCUUGUCACGGUAUGAACUUACAUACUAGAGAAGAGAGAACAAAACAACAAACCUUUCUUGUAUAUCCUUUCUUCCUUUCUUCUGGCGUUUUUGGGAUUUUCCAUGGGAGCAAUGCUUAAACGGAAAUGAAAACCCUAAAAGGGGCAUUGGAUGAACGGAAAUUUGGUGGGUUGUUGUUAGAUUGUGUUUCUAGAUUUCUUCUUGCUCUAAAUUCAGCUGCUCGCUCUCUCUCUCUCUCUCUCUCUCUCUCUCUCUCUCUCUCUCUCUCUCUCUCGAUAGUUGCUUUGUCAGUUUCAGCAGUUGAGAGACGGUUUGUCUCUUCUUUUCUUCUUUUUUCAUGUAUGGUUACUGAAGUUGACUUGCGAAAAAAGAUAUCUGUAGGGA
Molecule: messenger RNA, 887 nt
Organism: Linum trigynum
Lineage: Eukaryota; Viridiplantae; Streptophyta; Magnoliopsida; Malpighiales; Linaceae
Source: the annotation of a GenBank genome assembly